AUGGUGAUAGUUCAUGCUAAUAAGUUUGUCAUUACAAAGAGGAUUCUAAGUUACCGGAAAAUUUCCUGCAAAAAUGCUUCAAGCUCUGCAACUAUAUUCUUCAGGAAUUCAACAGGAAUACGAUACUUACAUAAUUCCAGAUUAACAUAUAACAAAUAUCAAGCUAAUACCACCACCACCGCUACCACCGCCACAAAUACAAAGAAUAGCAGCCAAAGACAAUUUGAUAUUGAAGAAUUGAAAGAAGCUUUUAAAACUGAUGAUCAUGUUCAUAUGAGAGAAUCAGAGUUUGAACAAAAUGAUCAAUUAAUCCUAGGUUCAAUGCUAUAUAGAGAUUCGUUAGAUGCUAUUCCUACAAACACCUCUGCGCUCAAGAAUACUGAUAUUACAAAUUUGCAUUCACACUCACAUGGCCACUCACAUUCUCAUGGUCAUAUAGAAAAUAAUCCACUAUUAAUAUUAAGUACAAGGGAAUUUAGAGAAAAUCCAGGUGUAAGAAUCACUUGGGUAGGGUUAGCUACGAACGUUUGUAUUGCUGUGGGGAAGUUUACAGGUGGAAUAGUAUUCCAUUCCCAAGCUUUAUUAGCAGAUGCAGUUCAUGCAAUGUGUGAUAUGAUAUCAGACUUAUUAACGCUUUUAUCUGUUGGCCUUGCAGCAAAUAAGCCUUCGAAGACUCAUCCUUUUGGAUAUGGGAAAGUGGAAACAGUAGGCUCGUUAGCGGUUUCCACCAUUUUGACAACUGCAGGUCUUUCAAUAGGAUGGUCAUCUUUGGUAUCCAUUGUAGGUCCAAUUAUUCCACAUACUCUUAUUGAGACAAUUUAUAAUUUCUUACCUACAACGGUUUCAGAAACAGUAUCACAUGCUCAUUCACAUUCUCAUCUUUCAAACGUAGGUACUGAUGUAACAAACGUUAAUGCUGCUUGGAUUGCGGCUGCCUCCAUUGCAUUAAAAGAAUGGAUCUUUAGAGCAACUAAAAAAGUUGCUUUGCAGACUAACUCAAAUGUUCUUAUGGCAAAUGCUUGGCAUCAUAGAGUAGAUUCAUUAACAUCAUUAGUAGCACUUGUUACAAUCACAUCAGGGUAUUGGUUGAAUAUUGCAAGUCUUGAUGCAAUUGGUGGGCUAAUUGUAUCUACAAUGAUUAUUAAAGCUGGGUACGAAGGAAUAAUUGGAUCUUUAAAAGAACUAAUUGAUAAUGCCAUCAACCAUAAAGAUCCAAGAUACGUUGAAAUUAAGGCAAUGUUAAAUGAAAUCUUAGGAAAAUUGAUAUCAAAUAAUAAUUCAGGAAACCCAUAUAAAGUCUUAGAUUUAACUCUCUUAGCUUCUGGACCAACUUUAAGGGCCUAUGUAACUCUUGAGGUUCCAUUACAAAAAUGGGAAAAUGUCUUAACUAUCAAAGAAUUCGAAAUUGUUACUGAUCAAUUAAGGAAAAUAAUGUAUCAAAAUGUACCAAAUAUGAGCAAAUUAAAUAUUGAAUUUAAAGAAGAAAGACCAAGCUUAACGGAAGAUCAACUAAAGGACAUUAAUAACCAAAAAAAAUUAACUAAUAAUCAAGUACUCUUACCAAAUAUUGAAACUAAAACCGAGCAACAUUCUCAUGGUCAUUUUCAUUCACAUUUCGGAUUAAGUGACGGUCAUACUCAUAGACAUUAG
Molecule: messenger RNA, 1650 nt
Organism: Henningerozyma blattae CBS 6284
Lineage: Eukaryota; Fungi; Ascomycota; Saccharomycetes; Saccharomycetales; Saccharomycetaceae
Product: cation diffusion facilitator family transporter
Exons: 1
Coding region: 1-1650 (549 amino acids)
Biological process (GO): transmembrane transport; monoatomic cation transport
Cellular component (GO): membrane
Molecular function (GO): monoatomic cation transmembrane transporter activity
Source: RefSeq, a predicted model, not a curated record